This is a messenger RNA of Closterium sp. Naga37s-1, 1716 nucleotides long. The record is from the annotation of a GenBank genome assembly. NCBI's taxonomy places the organism in Eukaryota, Viridiplantae, Streptophyta, Zygnematophyceae, Desmidiales, Closteriaceae.
AUGUCUGAGCGGAGCAAUUACUCCUACAACGGGCCGCGCCCCAACCCGUUAUACGGCGGCCCGAAGGCCUCUAAAGCCACCAGCUCUAGCAGCCAGAACCCCUCGUGGGUGCGUCGCGAGCCGUCCGCGUCGCACGCCUAUAGCGACUCAAACUGCUCCCCCGGCGCCUCGCCCGCACGCAGCAACCGCAGCGGCGGAGGCCCGUACUACGCGCCGCAGUAUGAAAACCCCGGGUAUACCGUCGAGACUCCAGGACACUAUAACGGGUUCGGAACGGGCCCCGGUUCUGUCGGCGGAAGCUCCAUCCCCGCCGCGUCGCCCUACCGCCCGACCGCGUCCUAUUUCGUGCAGACGCCCGCGCAUUCCGACCGCGCGGGGCUUUUCAGCUCGCCCGGGUCGUCCGCGCCGUCGUCGCCGCGCUUCGGCGACGAAGACGCGCGGAGCAUGCGAUCCGGACGAGGGGGCGCGUCCGUUGCGAUCAACGGCGGCGACGGCGACGACGACUACGACGAUUUUUACCCGGAUCACCUGCGCGACGCGGACCGGCGACGCAAGUGGUGGAUCGCAUUCUGGGCGUAUACGUCGUUGAUCGUCGGACUGCUGCUGGUCGCAGGCGCGAUCGUGUGCUGGAUCAUCUUCCAACCGACGGAACCAACGUACACUUUCGACUACGUGGCGGUGAACCAGUUUACUGUAUACCAGGACAUGCUUGACGGUAACGGAAUGGCGACGGACCAUCUGUACGCCAACAUGACGUUCAUCUUCUCUAUACGCAACCCCAACACGCGGUUUAACACGUGGUUCGACGGCGGCGAUCUCUCCAUCAGCUAUCACAACAUGGCGAAUAUCAUGAAGACAACGCUGCCGACCUUCCAGCAGGAGCAACUCGAGUGGUCCAGCUUCAACCGCUCGCUCUCAACCAUGGCGUUUCCGCUGUACGCAGGGGGGACGUUCAUGCGCGCGGACAUGGCGGAGCAGUUCGUUCCGCUGAAGCUGAACGCGACGCUCAACAGCCACGUGGACGUGGCGUGGAAGAUCAUCCAGCCGAAAUACUCGCAGCUGCUGGAGUGCGUGAACAUGAGUUUCCGCGGAGGCGGAACGGCCGGGGGAAGCGCGCGCAAGGGCCCGCAAUAUGUGCGCCACAUCCCCAAGUUCCUGCAGAAGUACGAGCAUCUGAUAGAGAAGCGCGAGGGACAGAAGGUGGUGCGGGAUAUGGGGGGAGGGGAAGGGGAGGGGGAAGGGGAGGGGGAAGGGGGAGAGGGGGAGGAAGCAGGAGGAGGAGCGGGGGGGGUAGGGGGAGCGGUAGCAGGAAGGCAGACAACACAUGAUGACGAUGGUGAGUGGGGCAUGGGGAUGGGGGUGGUGAUGGGGGAUGGGGAUGGGGAUGUGGAUGGGGAUGGGGGAUGGGGAUGGGGGAUGGGGAUGGGGGUGGUGAUGGGGGUGGGGGUGGGGGUGGGGGUGGUGAUGGGAAUGAUGAGGUUGCGGGUGGGGGGGAGUGGUGGGGGUGGGGAUGGGGAUGGGGGUGGUGAUAGGAAUGAGCUUGCAGGUGGGGGGGAGUGGUGGGGGGAGUGGUGGGGGGAGUGGUGGGGGUAUGGCAGGCAGCAGGAGGGCAGAUGGCACAUGAUGACGAUGGUGAGUGGGGGAUGGGGAUGGGGGUGGGAAUUGGGUGGCGUGUUGUGGGGAGUGAUGGGGUUGGGAAUAUGGGUGGGCGAGUAA